This is a messenger RNA of Schistosoma intercalatum, 666 nucleotides long. Lineage: Eukaryota; Metazoa; Platyhelminthes; Trematoda; Strigeidida; Schistosomatidae. The record is from the annotation of a GenBank genome assembly.
AUGUCAAAAAAUCUGAAGGAUAUUUGUCGAAAAGUAGUGGCAGUUGGACGAAACUAUGCAGACCAUGCAAAAGAAUUGGGAAAUAAAGUUGGAUCUUCGCCUACUAUAUUUUUAAAGCCUUCUAGUUGCAUCAUUGAAGAGGGAAAAAUUAAAUUACCAAAUGGGGCCAGUGAAGUCCAUCAUGAAGUCGAACUUGGUUUGGUAAUUGGGAAAUCACUGACAAAUGUCAAAGCAGAAGAAGUUUAUUCAGCAAUAUUAGGUUAUGUGGUUGCGUUAGAUCUAACUGAUCGACCACUUCAGAAUCAACUAAAAGCAAGCGGACUACCAUGGACGUUGGCUAAAUGCUUCGACACAGCUUGCCCCGUGGGGCCAAUUCUUCCAUUGGAAUCACUACCGGCCGGUAUUUUAACUUCUCGUCAGGAAUUCCAAAAAGUAGAUAAUGAGAUUUGGUUAAAAGUAAACCAGUUGGAACGACAACGAUCAAAACUGAAUAUGAUGGUCUGGACACCAGCAGAUUUAGUAUCGAUAAUUACCAAGAGAAUCUCACUACAAUAUGGAGAUCUAAUUUUAACCGGUACACCUGCUGGUGUAGGGCCUCUGAAAUCUGGUGAUGAAAUUGAAGCUGGAUUGGAUGAUUUAUGUUCUAUAAAAUUUAGCGUAGAAUAA